Molecule: messenger RNA, 1348 nt
Organism: Aphidius gifuensis
Lineage: Eukaryota; Metazoa; Arthropoda; Insecta; Hymenoptera; Braconidae
Product: isotocin receptor-like
Exons: 5
Coding region: 81-1262 (393 amino acids)
Biological process (GO): G protein-coupled receptor signaling pathway
Cellular component (GO): membrane
Molecular function (GO): vasopressin receptor activity; peptide binding
Source: RefSeq, a predicted model, not a curated record
ACAACAGUGACAUUUCAAUAACAAUUUUUGUAUUUUGUAUUUAAUUUUAAUUUUAAUUUUUUUUUUCAUAAUAAAAAAUAAUGGUGAAUACAACAACAACAACAACAACAAUCAUACCAAUAAUUGAUGAACGAGAUGAAAUAUUGGCAUACUGGGAAAUAUGUGUAUUAUCAAUUAUUCUUGUUGUAACAUUAAUUGGUAAUUUACUUGUGCUUUUUUCUCUGUGGCUUCGUCGUUAUCGUGGUAAAAGACGUAAAUUAACACGAAUGUAUUAUUUUAUGAUGCAUCUAAGUAUAGCUGAUUUAAUUACUGGAGUAUUUAAUGUUUUACCACAACUUGUAUGGGAUAUAACAUAUCGAUUUCAGGGUGGAUAUGGACUUUGUAAAAUAGUAAAAUUUAUGCAGCCACUUGGUAAUUAUUUGAGUUCAUAUGUACUCACAGCAACAGCUAUUGACAGAUAUCAUGCAAUAUGUUAUCCCAUGAGUUAUUGUCUAACAACUUCUAGACAAUCUCGUAUAAUGGUUCACAGUGCUUGGUGUUUUUCAUUAUUUCUUUGUAUACCACAAGUAUUUGUAUUUUCAUACAGAGAAAUAUCAACUGGUAUUUGGGACUGUUGGGCUGAAUUUUAUCUACCUUAUAGUCAACAAAUUUACGUUACUUGGUUUAGUAUUGCUGUAUUUUUAUUACCUUUUAUGGUACUUGUAUUUACAUAUGUUAGUAUAUGUAUUGGUAUAUGGGGUAAUUCAGAAAUUUCGAAAUUUAAAAAACGUGAUGAAUUAACAAGAAUGGAUUCAAAUAAUAAUAAUAAUAAUAAUAAUAAUCGUGAACCAUUAAUAACAAGAGCAAAAAUAAAAACAGUUAAACAAAUGAUAACAGUUGUUUGUUUGUAUGUUAUAACAAGUAGUCCAUUUAUUGGAUGUCAAUUGUGGGCAACAUGGGAUCCAAAUGCUCCACAAACACCAUUUUUUACUGGUCCAAUAUUUGCUAUUCUUGUACUUUUGAGUAGUUUAACAAGUUCAGUUAAUCCAUGGAUAUAUCUUGGAUUCAACAAAGAAUUGAGAAUUAUUAUUAAAAAAUUUAUUUUUCGUAAUUCAGAAAAUCAAAAUGAAAAUGAGUUUUUGUCUUCAACACGUUCAUCAACAAUAAUCGGAUCAACUACUCGAUAUAAUACCACGACAAAAUACCAAGCCAAUAAAUCAUCAUCUGCUGCAGCUCAUCGAAAUAAUCAUUCAGCUGUAGUCGUCAUUCAAACAAAGUCAUGAAAAAUAUUAUAAUUUUUAUAAGUAUAAGUAUAACAUUCUUGUGUAUAAUUAUGUAAAAAAAUAAAUAAUAAUAAUAAUAAUAAUAA